Orbicella faveolata is the source of this 1059-nucleotide messenger RNA. Its product is annotated as archaemetzincin-2-like. The record is from RefSeq and is a predicted model, not a curated record. Gene Ontology annotation, biological process: proteolysis. Gene Ontology annotation, molecular function: metallopeptidase activity. NCBI's taxonomy places the organism in Eukaryota, Metazoa, Cnidaria, Anthozoa, Scleractinia, Merulinidae.
ACUGUUUUUGUUUUAUGAACAUUUCAGAUGUGUUAAACUCCUUGAAGACCUAUCUUCCUGUUGAUGGCUACUGCAUCAUUGGCCUUACAUGGGUGGAUCUCUAUCCUGGGGAAGAGUGGAAUUUUGUCCUUGGUGAAUCAUCUUGUGCAGAUGGCUGUGCCGUGAUGAGCUUUGGCCAUUUUGAGCCACAGUCUUAUGAAAAUAAGCUGUUACAUGAAACUCAUAGUCCCCAUCAUAGUGAUGAUAUACUUCUUUUAUCCGGGGCAAUUCAGUGUGGUAAAAAUGAUUGGACUUUCUCCUCGCUGCCUGAAAACAAAAACAGCCAAGAUGACAUCAGGCUUUGCUUGGAAGACUUUGCAGAUAUACAAAACAUUGACAAGCAAAUGAUUUGGAGACUUCUGAGGGUAGCAAGUCAUGAAAUCUGCCAUGUGUUUGGAAUGGCUCACUGCUCAUAUUUUGCUUGUGCUAUGAAUGAAAGUAAGUCAAUCCUUCAAGCAGAAAAUCAACCACUAUUUCUUUGCCCAGUGUGCUUGCGUAAACUUCAAAAAGCUGUAGGCUUUGAUAUUGUUGAACGGUACAGAGCACUGUCCAGCUUUCUGAACUCUAUAACUCACAGUGACCUUAGUAACAAAGUAGAUUUUCAAAACCAAUGUUAUCAUUCUGGGGAACAAGGACCAUUAGAGAGUUCUGGAUGUAAAUUUGAAUUGUCCAUUGAUUGGAUCAAAUCUAUAUUGCUGUUUAUUGAAAAUAAAAAUUCAGUUUGACUGAAUGAAUCAUGUGCUUAAUAUUGAAAUCAAAAUUAAUAAGAACUGUCAAUUUCCUGAAAUAUGACUUAUUAUAAUCCAUCAAAAUAAAUUAUUUUAUUUGCAUGUGAUUGGUCUAAACAUGUCAUGUGAUUGAAUAUACCCCAACUAAAACUAUGAAAUAUCCGAGUGACACUUCCCAAUUUCCAAAUCCUGCCUGUUGUGAAAAAUAGCACAAUAGCUCUCAUUUGACUUAAAAAAUAUGCUUUGCUCUUUGUCCUUAGACAUUAUCUGUUCCUCAAAGCUCACAGUUUUC